GCCAGAGGAAGGCAGACGGGCAAAGGUGGGAGAGCCACAGCAAAGGAGCGACAGAGAGAAAGAGAAAGACUCCAGAAGAGACAAGAACCCCCAACAUUCAUCCACAUCGCCGCAAGUGGCAACCAGAGCCAGCCUGGGAGAAGGUCUGCUGCCCGUCCGUCCCCAUGGGCCGCCGUGGGCCGUGGCUGCACACGUCUCUCCUCUGGGCUGCCGUGGCCAGCCUGCUCCUCCCUCCGGCCGUGACCCAGCAGCUGAGAGGGGCCGGGCCCGGCCCCAGCAACUGGAACAACAAUGCAGGCGUCUCCUCGGAGGACAUGUCAGGUGAGUUUGGCCACCCCAUCCACGGCCACAGAGGCCACGGCGAUGAGGGCGAGGAUGUUUUCACGGACCGCGGGCCUCCGUUCUGGAGCCACCGAGACCACGGAGAAGAGGACGAGGGCGUCUCCAGGGAAUACGGUCCCCGGCUCCCAGGCCACGAGGCUGGAGAGGAGAAUGUCUCCGAUGAGGAGGCCUUCACAGAGCGUGGCCACGGGAAUGAGGAUGGGGGCAAUUCGGCAGAGCAUGGGCACCCCUUCCCCAGCCACGGGAGCCACGGGAGCCACGGCCAUCAAGACGAGGAUGAGAGCGAAGUUGUGUCCAGUGAGUAUCAACAUCACAUCAUGAGGCACGUACACCGAGGCCACGGAGAAGAGGAGGAGGAGGAAGAGGAGGAGGAGGGUGUUUCUAUUGAGUAUGGACACCAGGCCCAUAAGCACCGAGGCCACAGCGAAGAAGAAGAAGAUGAUGAUGAUGAUGAAGAUGAUGAUGAUGAUGAUGAUGAUGAUAUCUCUAAUGAGUAUGGACUCCAGGCCCACAGGUCCCAAGGCCACAGGAAGGAACAAGAUGAAGACGACUCAGAUGAGCACAGCCACCAUGUCCCUGGCCACGGACACCAAGGCCACAAAGAAGAAGAAGAUGAUGAUGACGACGACGAUGAUGAUGAUGAUGAAGAUGAUGAUGAUGAUGAUAUCUCUAAUGAGUAUGGACUCCAGGCCCACAGGUCCCAAGGCCACAGGAAGGAACAAGAUGAAGACGACUCAGAUGAGCACCGCCACCAUGUCCCUGGCCACGGACACCAAGGCCACAAAGAAGAAGAUGAUGAUGAUGAUGAUGAUGACGAUGAUGAUGAUGAUGAUGCCUCCCCUGAGUAUGGACACUGGGUGGCGUACAGGCACCAAGACCAGAGCCAGCAAGAGGAUGAAGACGACUCAGAUGAGCACCGCCACCAUGUCCCUGGCCACGGACACCAAGGCCACGUGAAGGAAGGCGAUGCUGUCUCGGACGGACACCACCAUCACGCCCUCAGCCGUGGACAUCAAAGCCACGGGGACCAGGAGGAUGAGGAUGAGGAUGUGUCCACGGAACACUGGCACCAGCCUCCCAGACAUGCUCCCCACAGCCUAGGAGAGGAGGAGGAGGAGGAGGUCACAGUCAAGUUCAGUCACCACGUGGCCAGCUACCCACCACCCGGCUCCAGGAGCGCCGAGGAGGAGUACCUCGCAGAUGAGUAUGACACAGACGUCCCCGGCCCUCACCCCCACGGGGUCCCCGAGGAGGAGGAUGAGGACAGCGCUGUCAAGCUUGGCCACCAAGCUCCCAGCCAUCGUCAACAAGGCCACAGCGACGAGGAGACCGGCCAGAAAGUGUCCAUCAAAGAAAUUAGCCCCCGGGCCCCAGAGCACACGGGGGUCAAGGACAGGAGCCAUUUGGGGGAAAGAGAUUCUGAGGAGGAAGAGGAAGAGGAAAAAGAAGAGCGCAGUUCGCAGGAGGAGGAAGGUCCAGAGCAGGGAGAAGGCACCCACCGAGGCAGCCUGGCCCGGGAGGACGAGGAAGAGGAGGAGGAGGAAGGCCAUGGCCUCAGCCUGAGCCAGGAGCAGGAGCAGGAGGAGGAAGAAGAAGAGGAAGAGAGGAGAGGAGAGAGGACUGAGGUUCAGGCCCCACUGAGCCAAGACCACCAGGGGGAGGAAGAGGAGGAGGAGGAGGGGCUAGAGGAAAACCAGCUCCCGUUCACCAUCAUCCCCAACCCACUGGCCAGGAGGGAGGUGGCUGGAGGUGGCUCCAGUGAGGAAGAGAGUGGCGACGCCGGUCCGCAGGAUGCCCAAGAGUACGGCAACUACCAGCCAGGGUCCCUGUGUGGCUACUGCUCCUUCUGCAACCGAUGCACUGAGUGUGAGAACUGUCACUGUGACGAGGAGAACAUGGGGGAGCACUGUGACCAGUGUCAGCAUUGCCAGUUCUGCUACCUCUGCCCGUUGGUCUGUGAAACUGUCUGCACCCCAGGAAGCUACGUCGACUAUUUCUCCUCGUCCCUGUACCAGGCCCUGGCGGACAUGCUGGAAACUCCCGAACCCUAACCCGGCCCCGCGGCUGCGGCCGCGGCGCAGACGUCCCUCCCUGGCCCUCCAACGCCUUCCCACGAGCCAUAUUUAUUUCUCUGAAUAAACGUGUCCCGCGAAACCUC
This is a messenger RNA of Eptesicus fuscus (big brown bat), 2500 nucleotides long. RefSeq names its product histidine rich calcium binding protein (gene HRC). Lineage: Eukaryota; Metazoa; Chordata; Mammalia; Chiroptera; Vespertilionidae. The coding region runs from base 165 to 2393 and encodes 742 amino acids. The transcript is spliced from 6 exons. The record is from RefSeq and is a predicted model, not a curated record. Gene Ontology annotation, molecular function: calcium ion binding.